AACCGCAGUUGUGCGACCGCAUUUGGCGGGUGAACAGCGCUUGACAGACUGACACAUUGACAAAACCAAAAGAUUUGUGCCACUGGUCGCGACUUAAGGGCUUAAGUAUUUCUACAUAUAUAUUUACGCAAAAGGUGUUCGGUGAAAACAGCAAGUGAUAUGUGGAACCUACAGUUCGGUGUGGCAUUGCUUUUGACUUGUGUUGCCGUUGUCUUCGCUCAGGACUUUGGCUAUGGCGGGCAGCAUGGACCGGAGCAUUGGGGUGACGAUUAUCAGCGCUGCAGCGGCAAGUUCCAGAGUCCGAUUAACAUCGAUGUGCUGAAUGUGACAAAGAAAAAGUUUCCCUAUCCUGACUAUUUCAAUUUCGAUGCUAAGCCCAAAAGCGUUAAGUUGACCAACAAUGGACACACUGUGCUGGUCACCAUGGACUUUGAGCCGGGCAAGGAGCCGCGAAUCCGGGGUGGACCGCUGGAACGCAAAACCGACUACCAAUUCGAACAGUUUCACUUUCAUUGGGGCGAGAACGACACCGUUGGCAGCGAGGAUCUGAUAAACAACCAAUCCUAUCCCGCUGAGCUGCAUGUGGUUAUGCGCAGUCUGGAUUACAAGGACUUUCAGAGUGCCCUGGAUAAGGAUCAUGGCAUUGCCGUGUUGGCAUUCUUCUUCAAGAUUACAGCAGCGGAUAAUCCCAACUAUGGCGAAUUUGCGGAGCUGCUGGACAAGAUAAGCCACAAGGGCCAAUCCGCUGAAUUGGCGCAACCUUUGCCGCUGAACAAGUUUUUGGAAUAUGAUCUUGUUACCUAUUUCACCUACACAGGCUCGUUGACAACACCGCCAUGCGCCGAGAAGGUGGUCUGGAUAGAUUUCUAUCAGCCCAUCGACAUAUCAGAGUAUCAGCUGAAUCACUUUCGGCUAUUGACGGCCAACGAUGACCAUCUGAAGAACAACUUUCGUCCGACCCAACCGCUCAACAAUCGGGUCGUUUACUUUAACGAUCCCGGCAUACCCGACAUUGCCAAACGGGAUUGGGGCUCCAUUCCGUUCGUGGACGCCGAAAAUGCAGCCGGUCGCAUCGCGUGUGGCUGGUUCGCCGCCCUGCUAGGCCUCAGCCUGCUGGUGUGCGCAGCUCAAGGACAUCGUUUUAGUGGCCUUUAAUUAGAGGCAUACGGCGCAGUUGCUGGCCCACAGACCCGGACCGCAACGCGAAUGUUUUGUAUUAAAUACAUCGCUCCCGCACGCUUACUAUUUUAAUUAAGACCUGUAAUUUAGCCGGCUCCGGCUACGGCUUUGUUUGCACGCUUUGUCGCAGUGUGAGGACGUGUGCCGGCAAUUUGAAUUGGAAAGCAGAAAGGAGGCACACUUGACCCAAUAUGGCAUGCAUGAAGCACAUGUCUAAUACUGUGAUUAACAAAUGCUUUAAGAUUUAAGAGCCAACGUGGCGAGCUAUUCAUUAUUAAUGCAGCACAUGGCACCGAUUCUAUUUAUUUGAUCGAUUAUUCAUGAAUUGAUAUAUAUACUAUAUAUAUAUAUAUAUACGCACAAUCACAGCCACAUUUAAGUGCUAGGCCCGUGCGUUAAGCAUAGUUGAUUAUUGUUAUUUAUGCUCUUCAUUCAAUUUUCAUACCCAUACACGUGAUUUGUUAUUAUAAUGCCACUGCACAUUGUAAUUUACGAGCUGCUGCUCGCAAUAAGUAAAAUCUUUCUAUACAAAUAUAUAUUUAUAAUGUUACGUGUAAUUGUGGUUACCAUGCUUGGCUAUCAAUAAAUAAAUAAAACCCUA
Molecule: messenger RNA, 1780 nt
Organism: Drosophila virilis
Lineage: Eukaryota; Metazoa; Arthropoda; Insecta; Diptera; Drosophilidae
Gene: CAH2
Product: Carbonic anhydrase 2
Biological process (GO): one-carbon metabolic process
Cellular component (GO): plasma membrane
Molecular function (GO): zinc ion binding; carbonate dehydratase activity
Source: RefSeq, a predicted model, not a curated record